UUGUAAGUAUGGUAAUAUUCUUUAAUUAAUUAACCUAGUUUUUGGGUAUUUAGGGUUGCUUCUUAAUUCUCUGUAUAUGGCAUACUAUCAAUGAAAAAGACAAAUCGUUUUUUUCUCCACUAGCCAUGCCUCUUUAAUUUAGCAGGAUUUGAACUCAAUUCUAUAACAACUUCAAUCGCUAAUAGUUAGAUUCUAAAUUUAUUACCCUCUCCGUCUCAAUUUGUAUGGCACCUUUUUACUUGACACGCAGUUUAAGAAAGAAAGAAAAAAAACUUUUGAAAUUUUUGUGGAAAAACCUUUAACAUUUAUGUGGAUAGAAAUCAUCUCAUUAAUGUUAAAAUAGAGAUUUUAAUGUUAAUUUAUUUCUAAAAUAUAAAAAUGUAACAUUCUUUUUGGAACAGAUUAAAAAGGAAAGAGUUCCACAUAAAUUGGGACAAAUGGAGUACAUAUUUAUUGGAUUUCAUAAUACCAUGUAUGACAAUCCCACUGGUUCUAUGGAAUCUGUAUAUUGCCUUCUAGCUCUGCCGUGCUAGGCCAUGGCAAAAGUCGCCCUCCUCCUCGCUAUCAAAAAGCUUAGGCAGUUGAUUUUGGCUGAAGAAACCGAAAGAAUCGGAGCGGACAGAGAAGUCAGCGAUGUAGUUCAAUUUCUGGAGAUUUUCUUACAAGAUUUAACAGCAGAUGAUCAAAUGCCCAGCGACAGCGCGAGGGAAAUUGAAGAACUUGUUUAUCGCGUGGAAUAUAUGGUCGAAAAUUUGGCAUCCAGGUCUGGCAGAUCUUUUGUGAAGCAAUUUCCUCUGUGUAGCGGACAUGGUGCCGCUGUCAAGAAGCAAGACAGGUCAGAGUUUACGAAAUUGUGUACCACGAUCAAGCGUCUUCUUUCAGAGAAUGUCUUGCAGCUCUCCUCCAAUGUUAAUGUCGAUAGCAGCAGCAGCAGCUGGGACAAUUGUUGUAAAAAAUGGAAGCAAAUCUUUGUAAAUGAGCUUGGUGGCGAAGCAGUUGGGAUUGAGGAAGAGAAGGAGCUGAUUUUACGAGCUUUGUUUGAUAAAUCAGAGGGCUACGAACACAGGUUCGAAGUAAUUCCCAUAUGGGGCCCUAGUGGCACAGGAAAGAGUACUCUUGCUCAUGCAAUAUACAAUGACCCUAGGGUUGUCCAAGAGUUUCGCAAGCACCGCAUCAUUAUUACUGUAUCUGAAAGCUUCAAUUUCAAACGUGAAUUUUCGUCUGUCCUCACACGCUUUGUGGGUUCUACAAUGGAUUACGAGGAUUCGACAACAGAUACUCUUGCAGAAAAGAUCCGCGAACAACUGGAGGAGAAGGAAUCCAGGAAGGAGUUCAGGAAGGAGUCCAGGAGUUUGAUUCUUCUGGAAGAUGUACGCUCAAUUGAGGAUUGGCAGAGGCUACGUCCGGCUGUGGGAGCUAAAGGUAGCAGAAUACUUGUGACAACUCGAGCAAAAGAAGCAGCGGAGGGUAUGAAUCAGGCGCCUUACGUACAUAGAAAGAGGCCUUUAACAGAUGAAUACAGCUUGGAGUUGCUUAAAAGGACAGCAUGGCCGAAAAUGAAUCCAGGAGCUGAAAUCGGAAAAGAGGUGGGGACAAAAGGUUUGGAAAUGGUAAAAAAGUGUGAAGGUUUUCCAGGGGCAGUUAUAGAACUUGCAAAAUUAGUAGCUGGUAAGGAUGUGAGUGAGUGGGAGAUUGUGCUGAAAAAUGCGAGAUCAGAUCUAUCACAAGUUAUGACUCCAAGUUAUGAUGAGUUGUCAGAUCAUUUGAAACUUUGUUUUCUCUAUUUGGGCCAUUUUAGGGAAGAUCCAGAGGUAGAACCAGAGAAGUUAUGUCAUUUGUGGACAAUUGAAAGCUUGAUAUCGUCACAAGAAUGUGGAAGAACAAUGACACUCUUGGACUUGACAGAGGAGAAUUUGAAGGUUCUAGCGCAGAAGGGAAUGAUAGACGUGGAAAAGAGAAUAGAGCUCAAGUCUUGCCGCGUAGUUGGAUUAAUGGGAGAUAUGUGCCUCUCAAAAGCAGAAGAGAGAGACCUUUUGAAAGUCAUGGAUUUACGAACUGAAGAUAAUCCGCCUUCAUUUUACUUUAGCAGAACACGGAGUCUUGUCAUUUAUCUAGGGAAGUAUAAAUCUCAAGUCAAUCCACAAUACAGAAACCUUCGGAGUCUUCGAAUUAUUGAGACAAAUGAGCAUCAACGAUUAGAGGAGCUUGUAUGGCCGCCUGUAUUAUCAGAUGUUAAGCAACUCCGCGCGCUCAGAAUUCUUGAUUUCGACAGGAUAGACUUUCGAGAGAGAGGGAGGGAACUACCCGAAGGUAUUUUUGCUCUACCUUUGUUAAGAUAUUUAAGUUUCAAAGGAUGUUUCCUAGAGGUGUUGCCAUCAUCUAUAAGCAGCUUGUCACAUCUGCAAGUCCUUGAUUUGAGAAUUCAUGAUUUAUGCAAGAUUAUCAUCCCGAAUGUGUUGCGGAAGAUGAGAAGAUUGCAACAUCUCUAUCUUCCGAAAACAUUUCAAAUGAUAAUUAAGGGAGAAAAACUUCGAUUGGAUGGAUUGACAGAGCUUCAGACACUAAAGAACUUCACCUCCAAAGUAUGUGAAAUCGCAGAUCUUUUCAAAUUGACCAAACUCCGGUACCUAGAUGUGAAAGUUGAAGGGAAUCUUGACGACCUUAAGUCAAUAACCGGUCCCAUGGAAACUGCUCCAGAAAGAUGGUCUCAUUCCUCCAUCGAGAUAAAAAAGUUCGACUGUUAUACAGAAAAAAGGCAUAAAGUUUUUAGGCAGCUAAUGGAGUCGGGGAUUCCACCUAAAUUUUCCUUCGAGGGUCACCUUUACCAGCUGCCACCAUACAAUCUGAUCUCCGAAAGAUUCACAGAGAUGGUCCUUAUUAACACUCAACUUUGCGAAGAUCCAAUGGCAACUUUAGAGAAGCUUCCCAAUCUAAGGCUUCUAGUACUCAAAGAUGAUGCUUUUCUAGUUAAAGAGAUUAUAUGUUCUGCUGAAGGUUUCCCUCAACUCGAACUUUUAGAACUCUCUGGUUUGUUCGUCUUGGAGAAAUGUAGGGCGGGAGAUAAGGCGAUGCCCAGGCUUUCUCAUCUCAAUAUUGAAAACUGCGAGAAAGUAGAAUUGCUCCCAGAUGGUUCAGAAUUUCAUCCUAUCUUCAAAGAUUUCUUGAGCAGAAAUAACCCUUGAACGUUAACACAACUGUGUUAGUUCAUGAAUUAAAUUUGAAUUCUGUAAGAAUUUGAAUUGAACCGAGGGUCUAUUGGAAACAACAUCUCUAUCUCCACAAGUUAGUAGUAAGGUUGCGUACACACAACCUUCCAUAGACCCCACUAUGUCAGGUUGUACUUCUUUUUUUUUGUUGUUGUAAGAAUUUGAAUUAUUGAAAUUUAAAAUGGUAUAGUCAUGAUCUAUCCAAUGGUUGAAACA
Nicotiana tabacum (common tobacco) is the source of this 3422-nucleotide messenger RNA. NCBI's taxonomy places the organism in Eukaryota, Viridiplantae, Streptophyta, Magnoliopsida, Solanales, Solanaceae. The record is from RefSeq and is a predicted model, not a curated record.